Molecule: messenger RNA, 2041 nt
Organism: Cuscuta europaea
Lineage: Eukaryota; Viridiplantae; Streptophyta; Magnoliopsida; Solanales; Convolvulaceae
Source: the annotation of a GenBank genome assembly
GUGAUUUUAGGCUCAAAUUACAAAAAUGACAUGUAUCCCCGAUAGCUUUUUUAACCCUCGUUCCCUUCCCAAUAUUCCGCUAACCUCUUCUACGGCUGCCAAGUGAAGCCAUCCCCGAAUCGCAGCAACUUCUGAGUCCAGCUUUCUUCGAGAUUGAUAAAUCGCCGACUCACCCAAUCCUGCCUGCCUCCAUCCCUCUAGGACCCAGCUGUCCAGGUACAGAACGGAGAGAUAGCAAGAUAUAAUGGUCAGAAGUGUCAAAAGUGCUAAGAAGGCUAAGCGAAAGAGAAAGGAUGGGAAGAAAGGAGAAGCAGCAUCUUCAUUGAAUUCGAUGCCUUCCAUGCCAGCGAAGGUGUGGCAACCCGGUGUAGACCAGUUAGACGAAGGAGAACAGCUUCAGUUCGAUCCUUCUGCUUACAACACUCUACGUGGCUUUAACAUUGGGUGGCCUUGCUUGAGCUUUGAUAUUCUACAUGACUCUCUAGGGUUGGUGCGGACAGAGUUCCCGCAUACUGUGUACUCUGUGGCAGGAACUCAGGCCGAGAAAAGCUCAUGGAACUAUAUUGGAAUAUUCAAGACAUCUAAUAUAUCUGGAAAGAGGCGUGAGUUAGUACCCAAAAUUAAAUCUGAAGAUAACAUGGAAAGUGACAGCAGUGAUAGUAGUGACAGUGAAGAAGAAGAAGACGAAGAUGAAUCUGCAAACCUUGUUUUUCAGCUUCGUAAGGUGUCUCAUGAAGGAUGUGUUAAUCGCAUACGUGCCAUGACACAGAACCCCCAUAUUUGUGCUUCAUGGUCAGAUAGCGGACAUGUUCAGAUUUGGGAUUUUAGCUCUCAUUUAAAUGCAAUGGCGGAAUCACAAGGUGACAUUAGCCAUGGGGCCUCUGAAGUUUCUAGUCAAUCACCUUUAGUUAAGUAUAGAGGACAUAAAGAUGAAGGCUAUGCUAUUGACUGGAGUCCUCUUGAUCCUGGAAGGCUCGUAUCAGGGGAUUGCAAGAGUUCUAUUCAUCUAUGGGAGCCAUCUUCUGGAGCAACAUGGAAUAUUGAUCAAAAUCCUUUUAUUGGACAUAUUGCAAGUGUUGAAGACCUGCAGUGGAGCCCCACAGAACCUUCUGUAUUUGCCUCUUGUUCUGUGGAUAAAAAUAUUGCAAUAUGGGAUAUACGUGUCGGAAAAUCUCCUGCAGCAUCGAUAAAGGCACACAAUGCAGAUGUUAAUGUUAUUUCUUGGAACAGGUUGGCAAGCUGUAUGCUGGCAUCUGGAAGUGAUGAUGGGACAUUUUCCAUCCGAGAUCUUAGAUUGCUCAAGGAAGGAGAUGCUGUAGUUGCCCACUUUGAGUAUCAUAAAAGCCCAAUCACAUCUAUUGAAUGGAGUCCACACGAAGCAUCAACACUUGCAGUUACAUCAUCAGACAAUCAAUUGACAAUAUGGGACCUUUCUUUGGAAAGAGAUGAGGAAGAAGAAGCAGAGUUCAGAGCAAAAACCAAGGAGGAGGUGAAUGCCCCUGCUGAUUUGCCACCACAACUUCUCUUUGUCCAUCAGGGUCAGAAUGAUUUGAAGGAACUUCACUGGCAUUCCCAAAUUCCUGGAAUGAUCUUAUCCACAGCUGCUGAUGGUUUUAACAUCUUAAUGCCAUCAAACAUAGAAAACAUGCUCCCUCCAGCCAAGGCCCAAGGAUGCUUAAGUUAAAAUUCAUUUGUUUUCUAAAGCUCAAUUCUUGCUUCUUUGGUAGUAUUUAUGUUUCCAUGUCUAACAAUUAUCUUUGUUUUCAAAUCUUUUGCAUAAAUGUAUUCGCGGGCUGUCAAUUUUGUCCAUCAGGUAGCUUCUUGUCGGCAUUUUGAAAGGAAAACAACUAGUUUCUUUAGAGAGAGAAAUAUCACUUUGUGAUCAAUGUCUGAACAAUUUGAUUUAUUUGUCUAGAUAUAAUUGCAAUGUUUGGAUCUAGAGAAUCUCAUGAAUUGGUGUCCAACAAUGUAAUAAUACAAAAGUAUCCAUGAGCAUAGUUUAUCGUUUGAAAUAGUAAAGGAAGCACGAACCACGUCUUCA